This is a messenger RNA of Talaromyces proteolyticus, 1519 nucleotides long. Its product is annotated as acyl transferase/acyl hydrolase/lysophospholipase. The record is from RefSeq and is a predicted model, not a curated record. Gene Ontology annotation, biological process: arachidonate metabolic process. Lineage: Eukaryota; Fungi; Ascomycota; Eurotiomycetes; Eurotiales; Trichocomaceae. Gene Ontology annotation, cellular component: membrane. The transcript has 3 exons. The coding region runs from base 403 to 1395 and encodes 330 amino acids.
UCUUCGCACGGUGCUCCGUCAUCUUAGCAAACUGCCCCAUAAAGUUAUUUGUCGCUUACGACAAGGCUGUAAUGAACAGGUAACUUAAUAUACUAUUUGCAGGCAAACAGUCGAAGUAGAUCAGAAAGAGAAGCCCCCGGCGGCUAUUUAGCCAAUAGGGCAUCUCCAGCAAUCCGGCCCAGUUCAGGCCUCCGAUGCCUUUACACAGCCACGCAGCGAUGAGUGCGAAGAUUGGCUGUUGCUCAGAGGCGCUGUAAUGCAUCAUGACCAAGCCGAAAGCGCUUAGCUAAAUAGCCUGAUAGGUGCAAUUCCCAGUGCGCCAAAUCUCCUUUUCGAAAGGCUUCUUUCGAAAUUCACUCCUCCCAACACCUGAUUGCGGCUCGAUCAAAUCGAUAGACCAGGAUGCUGAACCACGGCGUCCGGCUGCUGGCCCUGGACGGCGGCGGCGUCCGUGGCCUUUCCGCGCUGAUGAUCCUCCAACAGCUCAUGGAGGCCAUCAACCCGCACGCGCCGCCAAAGCCGUGCGAUUACUUUGACAUAAUCGGUGGGACAAGCACCGGCGGGCUGAUCGCGAUCAUGCUCGGCCGGCUGAAGAUGAGCAUUGACGAGUGUAUCGACGCAUAUCUGAAGCUUUCGGACAGAAUAUUCCAGAAGAAGCGGCACAGAUUGACGAUUAAGGGCAAAAUCCAAGGGCGAUUCGACUCGGAGGAGCUGGAGCGGGCGGUGAAGGAGAUCAUCACGACGCAGGGCCUGCAGGAGGAUACGCUGCUGAAAGACGAACCGGAUGCUGCUUGUAAAGUGUUCGUAUGCGCAACGAGAAAGCAGACUAGGGGCAUACAGUGCCUCACGAGCUAUCCAUCCCCGCGCGGCAACAACGACCUCCUGAACAGCGUUAAGAUAUGGGAGGCCUGCCGUGCAACAGCGGCAGCGUCGUCCUUCUUCGACCCGAUCGAGAUCGGCCGAUACAAGGAAGAGUUUGUGGACGGAGCAACAGGCGCAAACAAUCCAGUGAUGGAGCUGUGGAACCAGGCCCAGUUGAUGUGGGAACCGGAGCCGGCUGACGGCAAGGUUCAGUGUCUGGUCUCGGUCGGAACAGGUGUCCCAUCACUCAAUGCCUUUCAAGAUGACGCUUUGGGUAUUUGGGGAACUUUGAAAGACCUGGCCACCGACACAGAGCAGACUGCCGAGAAGUUCCGACGAGACAAGGCAUACUUGGACAACAGCAGUCGCUACUUUCGCUUUAACGUGAGCCGCGGAUUGGAAAACGUUGGGCUUGAAGAGUCCACAAAAAUAAAAGAGAUUGCGUCGGCGACGCGGGAGUACGUUGAGUCACAGGAAGUUUUCAAGCAGAUGCAGGCAUGUGCGGGCAACCUGGCAGGCCGAGGAUGUAAGUAGUUACCUCGAGCUAGAGGGCAUUUAUGUACCUAACUCGCUCUUCGUAGAUGCUGGAGAGUAUCAAACAAACAAAUGGCGGUCAAAAGCCAAUCAGACUGAUGUAAGUGACAAUGAAUGAAGUUAG